Messenger RNA from Dibothriocephalus latus, 813 nucleotides. Lineage: Eukaryota; Metazoa; Platyhelminthes; Cestoda; Diphyllobothriidea; Diphyllobothriidae. The record is from the annotation of a GenBank genome assembly.
UUUUUUUCAAACCUUAUGUGUAUAUCUACCCUCGCUUCCCUGCAGAUCAAGAAGAAGGAGUCCGUAGGCGGGGAGAAUCACGAACUGGAUCAAUAUGAAGUAUCUGGAGUCUUUCAGAACGAAUCAAAGCAGGUCUUUGUGGAGGACUUUGACACGAAUACGCCCUCUGCCCCCCCCCCGCUGAAUCUGUCUCAAUGUCACCCCUCACGGUGUCUUUUUCGUCUGCAGGUUAUAUUUGCCAUAGGUCGUGACCCCUGCACCACCUCUAUGGGUCUCAGCAAUGUUGGAGUAAAACUUACUAAUUCGCAUUACGUCGAGACUGACGAGGAGGAACGAACCAAUAUUGCAAACAUCUACGCUCUUGGUGACAUCAACGCUAAUGGUCUCAAGUUGACCCCAGUAGCCAUCCAGACGGGCAAGCUCCUGGCUAGACGUCUCUACGCUGCUGACGAUUGCCUGGUGAGUAAUCUCUGUCCUUACCUUUACUCCGUCCGCUUAACUAGGCUUUCGUCACCGAGAGCGCUUUGGUGUUGUCGUGGCAUCCCCAUCUACCGAUUCCUCUUAAUCCUGCUAGGUCUUUUGAAUCUUUAUCCCCAACGAUGUUAUGCUAAACACAGGCACCCCCCCAUUUUGCCUAAUGUUCCACGAAAUUUUCUUCUGAGGAGGGAAGCAUGCGCAGAAAACCCCUUAUGUGCAUUCCCGAGCAGCUUUUUGCCCUACGAGUGUUCACCUGAUGUAGAUGUUCAGUUACCUCUGCACCAUACGCACACCAUUAAACCUCCUUCGAUCGUCUUCUGUCAACGUUUCCGUUAG